AAACAAAAUGGUUCAAUCCAUUUUGGGUCUCAUGCAUUCUGGGUAAUCAAUGGCUGCCAGGAAGUACAGUACAUGUACAUCUUCUGAUUGUCUCUGAAACAAGGCAGCACAUUGAUUUACUGGUGAUUCCUUUCAUUGGCAUCACAACUCUACUCUGGUUACGAAGCGCCUGUACCAUACCACCAAGAUGGAGGCGCUCAAUCUUGGAGAGCCAAACCUGCAGAAUCUCAGCGGUGGGGAGAAUCGCGAGGUGGACACCCGCCCACCUAAGCAACCAACAGCCUCCAAGAGCCCCAUCCCAAAUACCCCCACCCAGGGUGUGUCCCAGAACACCCUGCCUAUUGCCAUUCCAUCCAAGGACAAUCGCACACCCAUCCAGAACGUCAUCCAGCCAGCGAGUCCCAUGCUAAUUGCGCCCCGGCGCCCUCUUGGUGACAACUGGCAAGCCAAGGGGGCUACGGUGAGGGAACGCAAUGCCUGCCUGUACAACAAUGUACUGAUGAGCAACGUGAAGUUCUUGGUGGGGCCCAAGAACGGGCAGCAACGGGUGCCUGCGCACAAGUACAUCCUAGCAUCUGGGAGCUCUGUAUUCUUUGCUAUGUUCUAUGGGGAUCUUGCUGAGAACCAGACAGAAAUUGUCAUACCAGAUGUUGAACCACAGGCCUUCCUCACUUUACUCAAAUACCUGUACUGCGAUGAAGUGGACCUUACUCCAGAUAAUGUUCUGACCACUCUGUAUGCUGCCAAGAAGUACUAUGUGCCCCACCUUGCCCAAGCCUGUGUGUGCUUCCUAGAGCGUAGCCUGAGUGCUAAGAAUGCCUGCGUCUUACUGAGCCAAAGCCAUCUCUUCGAGGAGCCUGAUCUUAUGCAGCGUUGCUGGGAGGUCAUUGAUGCCCAGGCCGAGGUGGCUCUUGCAUCCGACAGCUUCUUGGAGGUCGACUACAAGACCCUGGAGAGCAUCCUGAUGCGUGAGACACUCAACAUCAAGGAGAUUGUGCUCUUCCGGGCGGUCUCCCGGUGGGCCGACGCAGAGUGCAGUCGCAAGGGGCUGUACCCCAACCCAGAGAACAAGCGCAAGGUGCUGGGCAAGGCACUGUACCUGGUCCGCAUCCCCACCAUGCCCGUGGAGGAGUAUGCCAACGAAGCUGCCCAGUGUGGCCUGCUCACCUUGCAGGAAACCACCGAUGUGUUCCUCCACUUCAUGGCCGCCAACAAGCCCAAGUUGCAGUUUGCCUGCCACCCCCGCAAGGGCCUGCGUACCUGCAAGGUGCAUCGCUUCCAAUCUUCAGCCUAUCGCAGCAACCAGUGGCGAUACCGAGGCCGAUGCGACAGCAUCAAGUUCUCCGUGGACAAGCGCGUCUUCAUCGCUGGCUACGGGCUGUACGGCUCCAGCUCGGGAGCCGCGGACUACGGCAUCAAGAUGGAACUAAAACAGAGCGAGAGUGGGAAGGUUCUAGGCGAGGCACAGACCAACUUCUUCUCGGACGGCUCCAGCAACACCUUCCCGGUCAUGUUCCCUAAUCCAGUGCAGGUUGAACCCCGUGUCUACUACACAGCCAGUGUGAUACUAUGCGGUUCCGAAUUGAGCUAUUUUGGCCAAGAAGGCCUGACAGAGGUCACAGACCACCAUGUGACCUUCAAGUUUGAAUGCUCACCUGAAAGCACAAAUGGCACUGGUGUCCAGGGCGGCCAAAUCCCUGAAUUGAUCUUCUAUGCAUAAUUUAUAAUAUGAACACAAAACUCUCAAAAAGUGUCUUGUUCAACUGGCUUUUUACUAAUUCGUUAUGACUGUGGGCUGUAUUUGCAUACACCUGUCAUGCCUGUACAUGUAGCUUGUUAUGAUUUUUUCCUUAAAGCAGACUUCAAGGGAGAAAUGUAAUUGAGUUUGUAAAUUUGGAAAAAAUUCCAUGGUAGGGUUUUGCAGUCAUGUUAGGAUCUAGCAAAAUGCAUACGAAGAUUGGCUUGAAUGCAGGUGCCUACAUGUACAUCUACCUAUUCAUGUACAUGCAUCUGAAUGUACAUGUAUGUAUUUGAGUCCAUCACAAGUUCCUACAAGUCUCUGUAAGUCCAUCAUACACUGUAACUCAUUCAGUCUUAAGCCAAUUCACAAGCUAUUCAAAUGAUCUGUGACAAAAGCAUUCCUUUGUCAUUGUUCACCUUGUUUCUUAUGACUGGCCUUGUGACUUACCUGUGAAGGGACUUGUGAUGGACUUGAAUACAUUGUACAAAACUGGUCUGAACUUUUCAAAAGGUACACUUAGAUGAAAGGCUUUGCACAUGUACAGGAUUCUCAUCACUGUUAAUUUUGCAUUCAGCUUUGCAAGUUGGCAAAUUCAUGUACAUGUAAUCACAGUCCCACAAGCUAGUCAAGCACCUUUGUCCUGUUUGUAAUGUUCAUGCAUGUACAUGUAGUGCAUUAGUGAAUAAAUGUACUUGACAUGUGAAAAGCAACUUACACCAAAAUGCUGACAGGUUCAGUAAGAGCAUGCACGUGAAGUAUUCAUCUUGUUUUUACACUGUGUUUUAUUGCAGAUUGCUUUGUUACAUGUAUGUGUUAAUGUGCAUUUGCAUGAGGCUGGACCUAGUAACUGCAACAGAUAAAUUUCAAUGAAUCCUUAAAAACUCUUGUGACACCUUAUUUAACAGAGAGUUAAAGGUAGACUAAAGUGUGUGGCAAUGUAUUAAUCCUGUGGGCAAAACCCAAAUUGCAAGCUACUACUGUACAUGAUCUAGUGAAAAAAAGUAGGUACCUGUAACUUUCUGUACAUGAAAUACAAUACUGGAAAUAACUCACAACUUUGUUCAAAAUCUGCAAGUGUUUCUCCGUAAAACAACUGGUGGGGAAUUUUUUCUUAUUGUGGGGGGUGGGUGGGAUAAACCACACUCACUUGUACACGUAAAUGAUGUAUGAAAUCUGUAAAAUACUAUCACUUGCUCUCUACCAUUCUUUUCAGGUACAGAUUAUGUACCUAGGGAAGUGUCAUUUCAAACAAUCCAGCAACUGCCUAUAAAUAAAAUCACUGCCUCUUUCAUGUCUUUGAAAAGAGCACUCCCUUGGUACUGUACAUGUGCAGGUGCAUACUGUAUAUUCCACCACGGACUGCAAAAUGUUAUUUUUCAAUAUACAUACAUGUAUGUGCCUACUCGGUGUCAAUAACAUUUGGGAUAAUGACACCGGCCUUUUCCUUCUUGUGUCUGUGGUAAACUUGUAUUAUCCCAUGAGUAACUCCAGGUUAGUCAUCACAUGGUUCUAUAGAUCAAGUGUAACUUGCCAAAAGUGUAACGCGUCAGUGGGACAAGUACCGGUUUUUUGCAUAAUAUAGUCAGGUUUGUACAUGUAGUGUUUUGGCCGGUUUACUGUUAGGAAAAUGGGAUUGAAUCCCCUUGCUCAAGUUCAAGUGCCAAUGCAAAGAAUGCGCCGUUCGUUUCCUACACAGUGGCAGAGAUAGGAAGGUUCUUACUAAAAAAUUAUCCAGUGAUUUCUAACAGGACAGGUUUUUCUAUCCUGAGAUGGAAUCCUGUGGCAUAAUAGAAAGCACUGCAUCCACCUGGGCCUAUUGCCAAUGUUGAAGUGUGGACGGGGUAAACAUGGUAAAGCUCUUUUCUAAGAAUCCUACUGCAUGAAAUCCGCAUGUACUUUGAACUCUGAACAUGAACUAGAAACACCAAUUGUGAACUGCUGCAUGUCUUUCUAGUACUUAGCCUGUAAGACAGAACACAAAAGAAACAAAGGAUGUUCCCCAGUCCUUGUGAUCAGUGGUUUGUCGCCAGUAGUACAUAUACAUGUAAAUUGCCUCUACUUAGUCUGUGAGUCUGUGAGAAACACACUGCCCUCUGUGUAAAUGUAACUUUAUUUUCCGGUAAUCAUAACACCUGGUCGUUUGCAUUGGCCCCCUUUAAUGGUGGUAAGUAUCAUGACAGCUAUUGCCGUGAUAGUCACUUCAUACAAAACCCUAUGCAAUGCGUACAACCAUUGAAGGGGGGCCGUCAGUAAUGUCCAAUGAAGUGUCAGUGGAUUCGUCUACAUGCACAUGUAUACCAGUCCAAAUAGGUGAACACCAUACAGUCUGUCAGGAGGAAGCCCCAGUGAUGAUAAUAACACUAAAUAACUUCCAUCCAAUCACAUUGACAGCUACUAUUCAGGGAAAAAAAUUAGGGGCCCGUUACUUUGUACAUUACUGGUAGCUUGGGUUCAAGAUGAAUCAAUGUAGGCUCAGAGUUAUAGCAAUGUAUAUUUACUACUUAAUAGUUCAAUGAAAUAAAUGAAAGACAUGUCAGAACAAAGUCAGUUAUCUGCA
This is a messenger RNA of Acanthaster planci (crown-of-thorns starfish), 4298 nucleotides long. Its product is annotated as BTB/POZ domain-containing protein 6-B-like. The record is from RefSeq and is a predicted model, not a curated record. Gene Ontology annotation, biological process: neurogenesis. Lineage: Eukaryota; Metazoa; Echinodermata; Asteroidea; Valvatida; Acanthasteridae. Gene Ontology annotation, molecular function: protein binding. Gene Ontology annotation, cellular component: cytosol.